Molecule: messenger RNA, 2245 nt
Organism: Crotalus tigris (Tiger rattlesnake)
Lineage: Eukaryota; Metazoa; Chordata; Lepidosauria; Squamata; Viperidae
Gene: CHRM4
Product: cholinergic receptor muscarinic 4
Exons: 2
Coding region: 146-1645 (499 amino acids)
Biological process (GO): G protein-coupled receptor signaling pathway, coupled to cyclic nucleotide second messenger; regulation of locomotion; chemical synaptic transmission
Cellular component (GO): dendrite; synapse; plasma membrane
Molecular function (GO): G protein-coupled serotonin receptor activity; G protein-coupled acetylcholine receptor activity
Source: RefSeq, a predicted model, not a curated record
UCGGAGAAGGAGACGAGCCUGCAGGGCGACGAGAUGCUCCGAGCCGGGUCCCAGGAAGCAGAGCCCGGAGGGCGAGGGGCUCUCCUCCUCCUCCACUGAUCGGCACUCGCGACCCAAGCUCAAAGGAAAACAAAAACGAAAAAAAAUGGGCUUUGAGAACGCCACGGAGGAGAAGCGCUGGGGGAUGGCUGACUUUGCAUAUAAUUUGUCUUCGCAGCCUGAACUAUUAAGGAUGGCCAACUUCACCAAUGGCAAUUUCACCAAGGAAAACACCGCUAAGUAUAAAAUCGUGGAAAUGAUUUUCAUAGUUACUGUAACUGGGUCACUUAGUCUUGUCACUGUGGUUGGAAAUAUCUUGGUCAUGCUGUCCAUCAAAGUGAACCGCCAACUUCAGACCGUCAACAACUAUUUCCUCUUUAGCCUGGCCUGUGCUGACUUGAUAAUUGGCAUCUUCUCAAUGAAUCUCUACACCGUGUAUAUUGUCAAGGGCUAUUGGCCACUUGGGGCUGUAGUAUGUGAUCUCUGGCUGGCGCUAGACUAUGUAGUGAGUAAUGCCUCUGUCAUGAACUUACUCAUCAUCAGUUUUGAUCGCUAUUUCUGCGUUACGAAACCAUUGACCUACCCAGCUAGGCGGACAACCAAAAUGGCUGGACUGAUGAUUGCAGUGGCUUGGAUAUUAUCCUUUAUCCUCUGGGCACCUGCCAUAUUGUUUUGGCAGUUCAUUGUUGGAGAGAGGACAGUACCAGAAGGACAGUGCUACAUUCAGUUCCUCUCCAACCCGGGUGUAACCUUUGGCACAGCCAUUGCUGCUUUCUACCUCCCAGUGGUUAUCAUGACUGUGCUGUACAUCCACAUCUCAUUGGCCAGCCGGAGCCGUGUGAGAAGGCACAAACCAGACAGUAAGAAAGAGAAGCGGACUAAGCCACUCAGCUUUCUGAAAAGCCCUCUGGUCAAGCAGAAUAACAACAAUUCUCCCAAGAAAGUGGUGGAGGUGAAGGAGGAAGCAAAAAAUGGGAAAGUAGAAGAGCAGCCCCUGCAACCAUCUGAAACUACUGGUCACCAAGAGGAGAAAGAAACCUCUAAUGAAUCCAGCACAGUAAGCAUCACCCAGACAAAUAAAGAGAAACAAGGGCUGGAGAUUGUACCAGCCGAUACAGGCGAGAGCCCUGCCCAUCCUCGGAUCAACCCUGCCUCUAAGUGGUCCAAAAUUAAGAUAGUCACUAAACAAACUGGGAGUGAAUGUGUCACUGCCAUUGAGAUUGUCCCAGACAAAGAAGCCCGUUCUACCCCAAUUACCUUAUCAAACAGCCGUCCAGUUAACGUCGCCAGGAAAUUUGCUAGCAUUGCCAGGAGUCAGGUUAGAAAGAAGAGACAAAUGGCAGCUCGGGAGAAAAAAGUCACCAGAACCAUUUUUGCCAUCUUGUUGGCUUUCAUUUUGACAUGGACACCUUACAACGUGAUGGUCCUCAUUAAUACUUUCUGCAACUAUUGUAUUCCUGAAACAGUCUGGUCCAUUGGAUACUGGUUGUGCUAUGUCAACAGCACCAUCAACCCAGCUUGUUACGCCCUUUGCAACGCUACCUUCAAGAAGACCUUUAAGCAUCUUCUUAUGUGUCAGUACAGGAACAUUGGUACCGCAAGAUAAUCUGGAUUUGGUAGGGGGUGCUCAGCAAUGGGGUUUUGUGUGGAGAUUUGUUAUUCUCCGACCAGAUAAAUCUAUUAUUCUUAGUCAUACCAUUAAUUACUAGAUGGAGCCUUUCACCAAAUGCAGAAUCAGAACCAGUGAAACAUACUCUUUCAACUUACUUGGCUCUUGAAUAUUCACCAAGAAAUAGGCAGAGAUUCCACCCAGAUGAUUCUCUUGACUGUGCUUCUUCAGAAAACAAAGAAGAAGGAAGCUAGGGAUUAGAUAUGGUUUCGCCAAACAGACAGACCUUGCUCUUUGCCCUGCUGCUCUUGAUACAUCAUAAACUUUCAUGAUCUUUUAAUUUCUGUCUGACUAAACUAGGAUGCCUCUAUUGGUGGCUGGGUGGUACAUUAGAAAAGAAAUGCAACAAAAAAGAUCCUUCUUUCCUUGGAUGCAUUGCUGGCUUUAUACUUGCGUGCUCAUAUGAGACAGAAAGAGCAGCAAGGAACAACAGGGUUAAUUAAUUAACGCAGUGAAAGUGAAAACAAAAACAUAUUAUUUCAGUACCAGUCAUCAAGCUGUAUCAAUUUCUAUUUGUAUGUUCUUGGACUUUGUCUA